GCUUUAGGUAUUAUUUUCGCCUUCAGGGCCAGAUAUAAUUUACUGAAGGAAUAAAGUAAUUUAGCGUGUAAGUUUUAUACGCACCAGGUAAAUUAUGCCACUGUCGACGCACACUUCUGAUGAGUUGCGAAGUUUGUAAACUUUAAUUGAAACAUUGUUCAGCUUCUAUAAUGAAGACAGUUGCGAUUUUCUUUAUUUUCUGUUGCAUCGCCGUUCUUCUGGUGGAAGGAAGACAAAAAGGCAGAAGAAAGGGUGGAAACGGUAAAAGUCGCGGAGGUAUGAAGGUAAAAGUCGACGCACAUGGAAACAUGCUCACACGCCAAAUAGAACUGAUGUUUAGGCAACACAACUACGAGUUGAGCUUACGACCCACCGGGAAGGGAGACCGUCCUACACACGUUGAGCUGGCACUUAUGAUUGAAAGCAUAACCGACAUAUCGGAAAAGAAUAUGGACUUGACCUUUACUCUUUGCAUGCACGAGACGUGGCAAGACCGCAGGUUGCAAUUCGUGGGAGAGAAUAGCAACCAAAGCGUGGUACUGCCAAGUCGCCUUAUCGAUAAGUUGUGGGUGCCAGAUUUAUACAUAGUCGGUUCAAAAAGCUCUUUCACUCACAAGACAACCGUGGAUAAUGUAGUUCUGCGAAUUUUUACCGACGGGACGAUCCUGUACAGUUUGAAAAUUACUACAACUGUUGCCUGUCAAAUGAGCCUGUACAAUUUCCCUCUGGAUAUGGAAAACUGCACCCUUUCUUUUCAGAGCUUGGGUUACAGCAGCAAUGAGCUGACUUUACACUGGUCAUCUCGCGAAGACAGUCAAAAUCUAUUUAUGGACGAACGGCUCGUAAAGAACAUGCCCAAAUUUCAACUUUUACACCACCAGUUUCACUCUUGGAACGUCAGCAUGCUAGCAAUGGACGGGUUUGUACCAAUGACCCGCUGUAGUUUGUCAGUCAGCUUCGAGUUGAAACGAUACCUCUUAUCAGUCUUCUUUCAAUCCUAUUUCCCAGCAAUGGCGAUGGUUCUGCUUGCAGGGCUUGGUAUGUGGGUCGACCCGAAAUCUGUUCCAGCGCGGGUCGCACUUGGCGUCACCUCAGUACUCACUAUCUCGACUAUUAUUGCUGGCCUUAAAUCUUCCCUGCCAAAGGUUUCUUACCUCACGGCCAUGGACAUUUAUUUAUGGGCGUGUUUUCUAUUCGUGUUUUCAACUGUGUUAGAAUACUGUGUUCUCAAUUACAUGAUGACGCAAGCAGGGAGUGAAAAAUCUCAGGUGGCAUCCACCGCCAUGUCGCUGCGCUCUUGCUGGUAUCGAACAGCUCGGCGCGAUCCUUCUUCUCUCGACGGAUAUUUCCGUGUCGGAUACUUAAUAACUUUCCUUGUGUUCAACGUAGCGUACUGGAGUUAUUAUGUCAUAGCCACGCAGCACGAACUGGUGUCAACAGAAUAAUAGCACAUGCCCAUAUACUGCGCCAAACGAUAUUUCGGCAACUUCACCGCGUUUUCUCUCUCCCUGAAUUUUCAAUUUGCUGAAGGUUAAUUAACGAGCAGUUUAUUAAGUUUACUGAAGACGCAAAUUGGAGCCGAUGGACCACGUAAUUCGUAAGCCUCAAGAGACUGCUUGGUUGACAUUUUCCAAAGUGAUAUUUUCUAUUGGCAAAGUCAUUACAGCUAUAUUGACCACUCAACUUUACGUUAAUCAAUUUACUUUUGAUGCUCGGUUUUACUGUUUAUUCCAGUAUACUAUAAAGGUUUUAAUUGUUUUAAACAGAGCAAUAAGAAAUCACACGCAAAUGCGC
This is a messenger RNA of Ciona intestinalis (vase tunicate), 1794 nucleotides long. The record is from RefSeq and is a predicted model, not a curated record. NCBI's taxonomy places the organism in Eukaryota, Metazoa, Chordata, Ascidiacea, Phlebobranchia, Cionidae.